AUGUCUUUUUCACCUGAGAAACAAAACCCAGUUCCUCCAUUGAAAAAAACACAAACACCAUCGAGCUGGUCAGACCUCUGGCUCAACAACAACAAUUCUCUCAACAAUGUCGUCUUUGCUAUGAAACUCCAUUCUCUCUCCAAACCCAAACCCCAACCUCACAACACCCUUUUCUUCGUUCGGUCUAUGCUCCUCUCAGAUCCAAUCUCUCUCCUUUCUGACCAACUUCUCCUCCAAAUCCUCUCCAAACUUCUUCAAUCUCAGACAAAAUCCAAUUUCCUAGUUUCCAAACGCUGGUUCAAUCUCCAAGGCCAUCUCGUUCGUUCCCUCAAGCUUCUAGAUUGGAACUUUCUCAGCUUCGGUUGUUUAUUUCUUCGAUUCCCAAAUCUCAUCCAUGUCGAUUUGAUUCAUGGAUGUGUAGUUUCGCCUAAAAACUCGGGUAUUUUGUUGACUUGUAAUCUUGUUUCUCUUCAUAUUGAUUCCAAUGUUUUCCCAAAUGGGUUUGUUCUUGAGAAUUACAUGUCAUCAAUUGAUGAAGUUGAUUCUGGUUUGAAAUCAUUAGCUGGUGGGUACCCAAAUUUCAGAAAACUUAUGGUUAUCAAUGCUAGUGAAAUUGGGUUGUUGAGUGUUGUUGAGGAGUGUCCUACAUUGCAAGAAUUAGAAUUACAUCGGCGUAACGAUCAGGUUCUGCACGGUAUCAUGGCGUUUCAAAAUCUUCAGAUAUUGAAAUUGAUUGGAUUUGUUGAUGGGUUUUAUGGGUCUUUGGUUUCAGACAUUGGUUUGACUAUGUUGGCACAAGGGUGUAAGAGAUUGGUGAAGCUUGAGCUCAGUGGAUGUGAGGGAAGCUAUGAUGGGAUCAAAGCAAUUAGGCAGUGCUGCCAAAUGCUUGAAGAAUUCACUCUGAUUAAUCAUAGGAUGGAUGGUGGGUGGUUAUCAGCUCUUUCAUAUUAUGAGAAUUUGAAAACUUUGAAGUUUCAAUCGUGUAAGAUAAUCAAUUGUAGUCCUGGGCUUGGAAUUACUGCAAGUACACGUAAUGCUUGUGAUUCUGAGGAUAAUGAUUAUGACUCUGAUGGUUCAGAAGUGGAUAAGAAAGUUGAGGGAGAUGAAUAUAGUUCUGAUGAAUCUGAUUUCUAUUAUUCUUCUGAAGAUAAUGGAGAUUCACCAAAAAACAAGCAGAAGUUGGAGCUACCUUCUUCUGAUGAUUUAGAGGAUGAUGAUUAUGAUCCUGAUGCUCCAGAUCUUAGUGAUCAGGUUAAACAGGAAAGUUCAAGUUCUGAUUUUAUAUCUGACUCUGAGGAUUUUAGUGUUGCAUUCAAUGAUAACAUAUAUCUCUAUGUAACUACAAACCUGUGCCUGAUGAACUGGUGUAUGCGUCAUCAGACCAGAACAAGCCCUGUGGUGUCUCCAAUGGAGAAAGAUCUAAAGUUGGUCGGAGAAAAAAACAAUCUUUAA
Messenger RNA from Camellia sinensis, 1452 nucleotides. Lineage: Eukaryota; Viridiplantae; Streptophyta; Magnoliopsida; Ericales; Theaceae. The record is from RefSeq and is a predicted model, not a curated record.